Sphenostylis stenocarpa is the source of this 204-nucleotide messenger RNA. The record is from the annotation of a GenBank genome assembly. NCBI's taxonomy places the organism in Eukaryota, Viridiplantae, Streptophyta, Magnoliopsida, Fabales, Fabaceae.
AUGACGGACAAAAGAAAGACAUUGAAUUUAAUACCUAUUAAUGGGCAUUUGUCGUCUGUGAUGUCAAAGACCCUCCAUAGAGUCAGAGUAAUAGCAUCGAAACAUAUAGAUGCUAAAUUUGCAGCAAAAACUAGUGGCUGUGGUGAUUCCCUGAAGCUAAAGGUUACUAGUACCAGUUAUGUUAUGAAAUCACGCGAUGAAUGA